AGAGAAAGGGCGGGGAAGCGAGCCGGACGUGUGCGGCGCGCGAGCCUGUGUUUCUCCCCGUGUGUGCCAGAGUGUGAGCCUUGGGAGGUGCGACCCGGUGUGCGGACCGGCGUGCGCGCUGGGGUGGGAGCGAGCGGAGCGCGUCUACACCGGCCAUGAGGGGCGCGGGCGCCUGGGCCGCGCUCUGCCUGCUGCUGGCCGUGGCCGCGCAGCUCUCCCGGCAGCAGCCCCCGGAGAGACCUGUUUUCACAUGUGGCGGCAUUCUUACUGGAGAGUCUGGAUUUAUUGGCAGCGAAGGUUUCCCUGGAGUGUACCCUCCAAAUAGCAAAUGUACUUGGAAAAUCACAGUUCCUGAAGGAAAAGUGGUAGUUCUUAAUUUCCGAUUCAUAGAUCUGGAGAGCGACAACCUGUGCCGCUAUGACUUUGUAGACGUGUACAAUGGUCACACCAAUGGCCAGCGUAUCGGGCGCUUCUGUGGCACGUUCCGGCCUGGAGCCCUUGUGUCCAGCGGUAACAAGAUGAUGGUGCAGAUGAUUUCCGAUGCCAACACGGCUGGGAAUGGCUUCAUGGCCAUGUUCUCUGCUGCUGAACCAAACGAAAGAGGGGAUCGGUAUUGUGGAGGACGCCUUGAAAGACCUUCUGGCUCUUUUAAAACCCCCAACUGGCCAGACCGAGAUUACCCUGCAGGAGUCACUUGUGUGUGGCACAUUGUAGCCCCAAAGAAUCAGCUUAUAGAAUUAAAAUUUGAGAAGUUUGAUGUUGAGCGUGACAACUAUUGCCGGUAUGAUUUUGUGGCUGUGUUCAACGGUGGAGAAAUCAAUGACGCUAAAAGAAUUGGAAAAUAUUGUGGCGAUAGCCCACCUGCGCCAAUUGUAUCUGAGAGAAAUGAACUUCUCAUUCAGUUUUUAUCAGACUUAAGUUUAACUGCAGAUGGGUUUAUUGGUCACUACAAAUUCAGGCCAAAAAAACUGCCUACAACUACAGCAUCACCUGUUACCACCACGUUCCCUGUAACUACAGGUUUAAAACCCACCGUGGCCCUGUGUCAACAAAAGUGUAGACGGACGGGGACUCUGGAGAGCAAUUAUUGUUCAAGUAACUUUGUAUUGGCUGGCACCAUGAUCACAACUGUCACCCGAGGUGGAAGCUUGCAUGCCACUGUCUCGAUCAUCAACAUCUAUAAGGAGGGAAAUCUGGCAAUUCAGCAGGCUGGCAAGAACAUGAGUGCCAAGAUCACUGUGGUCUGCAAGCAGUGCCCUCUCCUCAGGAGAGGUCUAAAUUACAUUAUUAUGGGCCAAGUGGGUGAAGAUGGGCGAGGCAAAAUCAUGCCAAACAGCUUUAUCAUGAUGUUCAAGACCAAGAAUCAGAAGCUCCUGGAUGCCUUGAAAAACAAGCAAUGUUAAUAAUGAACUGUGUCGAUUUAAGCUGCAUUCUGUCAUUGCCUUUGAAAGAUCUAUAUUUUUCUCUGUAGGAAAAAAAAGUCAUAUUAAAUAUUGAGCAUUCAGAAAGAUUUACUCUUCACAUGAUGUAGGUAUGAGACCUCCGGUAUCACUGGUGGGAGUUCUUUGCCUGCGCCGAGAGGAGCAGAUACGUGAUUGAAAACUUGCAGACUUGGUGCGGCGAUAGGAAACUGAAUGUAUCAAGCACUGACAGUGUGGAAGCAGUUUAUUUAUACGUCUCUGUAAAAGGGUAUUUUAGAAAUGAGUGGUGUGAAGAUGUAAAAAAGAGAUUUUAUAAGUGCAAUAUUUAUAGUGAUAUU
Messenger RNA from Enhydra lutris kenyoni (northern sea otter), 1759 nucleotides. RefSeq names its product procollagen C-endopeptidase enhancer 2. The transcript has 9 exons. Gene Ontology annotation, molecular function: protein binding. Lineage: Eukaryota; Metazoa; Chordata; Mammalia; Carnivora; Mustelidae. Bases 156 to 1403 code for a protein of 415 amino acids. The record is from RefSeq and is a predicted model, not a curated record.